UGCCCAUUUUCAUUUAGAGCUCAUUAUCUCGUGGUUGCUUUACCUUGUUUCCCAGCCCUGCGUCUCCCAUAAGGAAUUAUGAACGUGUUUAGACAACAGCACACCAACCUACAGCCAGGGUUACCGAAUGCCCAGGAGAUCAUGGAAAUGGCAACUUACUGUGAUAACUACAACAUAUACCAGCAAUCCGUGCACCAGCAUCCUUCCCCAAGGCCGUCUAAUCACCCAGCAGGAUAUGGAUUUGGAGAGUACGCGGCUCCACCAAGCAACCCUUACCUGUGGCACAAUGGAGGUGCCAUCACCACCUCCCCAUACCUCAAUGGGAAUGGGGGUUCUCCUUACCUCCCUCAUGGAUAUGGUGGCAACCAGAGACCGUUCCUCGCUCCUUCACCUGGAAUGGGAAGAGCAGAUUUCCCUUGGCUAUCUCUGACAAAUCAAGAGGACUUUCUGAAGCUCCUAAGACCCCCCUAUUCUUACUCUGCUUUAAUAGCAAUGGCCAUCCAAAACACUGCCGAGAAGAAACUCACCUUGAGUCAGAUUUACCAGUAUGUGGCUGAUAAAUUUCCAUUCUACAAAAAGAGCAAGGCUGGCUGGCAAAACUCCAUCAGGCAUAACCUGUCCUUGAACGAUUGCUUUAAGAAGGUGGCUAGGGAUGAAAAUGAUCCAGGAAAAGGCAAUUAUUGGACACUGGACCCAAACUGUGAAAGAAUGUUUGAUAAUGGAAACUUCAGGAGGAAACGUAAAAAUAAAGCUGAAAGCAAUGGACAGUCUGAGAAAAGUGAGGAGAAGAUGAUUAAAUCUAGUAAAGUUGAGGCACUUGAACAAAGUAUUUGCAAAAACUCUGAAAGGGAGAGCAAACCUUCCCCAGUAGCACCGCCUAAUUCUGACAAUGCUCCAUGUUUUGCCAACUUUAAUUCCAGUAUGAAUGCAGUGAUCCAUAGCAGUAAUGGCUUUUCCAGGUCAUUUUCUGCAGGAUUUGGGGACUUUUCACAUUCAGGGCAACAUUUGCCAGUUUUAGCAUCGUAUUCUGUGCCUAACUCCUCAUCCCAAGCGACUGACUCUCAAACCAAAAAGAGUUAUCUGACAUCCAACCUUCAGAAUUCCGUCUGCACUUCAAUAAUGAACACAAUCAAUUUUAACCAUUUAAUGUACAACAGAGAACAAGGGGAGGUGUAAGUGGAACAAAUAAAACUCAGCAUGUUUAUAGACACCCCCUGAUAUGAAAUGGGAUGUAGCAUUAUUGUGCCUUUAUUAGAGCUUUUAAAAAACUGUAUUUUAUAUUUUUUGACUUCUAGACCCUUCUCUAGAUGUUUUAUGUCUGGAAUUUGCCCAGUAAGGUGAAUAAAUAACGUGUAGUGUUGCAUUGUGGACAAGGACUACUUAAUCCUUAGAUUUGUUAUAUUGUGAACAGAAUAUGCAAAACAUUUGUCUAACUGAUUUUAUUUUUUUAGCUUUGCCCUUUUUGGGCCUUAAACAAUAAAUUCUUUGAUUUUUGUUA
Bombina bombina (fire-bellied toad) is the source of this 1498-nucleotide messenger RNA. Its product is annotated as forkhead box protein I2-A-like. Bases 79 to 1176 code for a protein of 365 amino acids. Gene Ontology annotation, molecular function: RNA polymerase II cis-regulatory region sequence-specific DNA binding; DNA-binding transcription factor activity, RNA polymerase II-specific. Gene Ontology annotation, biological process: regulation of transcription by RNA polymerase II; anatomical structure morphogenesis; cell differentiation. The record is from RefSeq and is a predicted model, not a curated record. The transcript has 2 exons. NCBI's taxonomy places the organism in Eukaryota, Metazoa, Chordata, Amphibia, Anura, Bombinatoridae.